AAAGAGAAAGAGAGAGAGAGAGAGAGCAGGCAGGCGGCAGGCAAGCAAGCAAAAAACUGGGAUUUGCUCCCAUUUGAUGCUACUGAAACUCAAGCUGGGGAAGGAAGGGAGGUGGUACUAGGAUCAAGUACAGUUUUUCCUCUUGAACUGAGGGUGUGUUGCGCGUGUUUUGCCACCCUUCUUGUCAAGGGGACAAUUGGAGCUCUCUUUGGAAACCAAAGCAAACCUCUUCCUCUCUUGAUUUUGGGCUCCCAACUCAAAGGCGCCCAAGGUCCAUCUCUCUCUCUCUCUCUCUCUCUCUUUCUGGGACUAUCUCCAGCAUCAGAGGGGAAGGAGGGCCAAAUAGAUAGAGACCAAGUCUAUCCAGGAACUUCAAAAAGAGGAGAGCAUCUCUUUAUUUAUAUUUUUUUUGGGGGGAAGGACCAAAGUGUCCCAGCGGCGACAAACUUGAAGACUUCUUUCAGCUUGUAUUUUUUUUUCUGCAGGAAGCUUUCCUUGCACAAAGGUAUACAAAUGCUCUCUGUCCAGCCAGACACCAAACCGAAAGGUUGUGCUGGCUGCAACCGCAAGAUCAAAGACCGGUACCUCCUAAAAGCCCUGGACAAAUACUGGCAUGAAGACUGCCUGAAGUGCGCCUGCUGCGACUGCCGCUUGGGGGAGGUCGGCUCCACCUUGUACACCAAAGCCAACCUUAUCCUGUGUCGCAGAGACUACUUGAGGUUAUUUGGUGUUACAGGAAACUGUGCUGCUUGCAGCAAACUCAUCCCUGCUUUCGAGAUGGUGAUGAGAGCCAAGGACAAUGUUUACCACCUGGACUGCUUUGCGUGUCAACUUUGUAAUCAGAGAUUUUGUGUGGGAGACAAAUUUUUCCUAAAGAACAACAUGAUUCUCUGCCAGACGGACUAUGAGGAGGGUUUAAUGAAAGAAGGUUACGCGCCCCAAGUUCGCUGAGCUGAUCCUCACUCCUAAGAAUACUGAAGCACUACAUUCUUAUCUUUUCUGUUCUUCUCUUUCUGUUCAACAUGUAUAUAAGAAAUAAUGGCGGAAUCUACUGAAUAGCAUAGAUAUAGGGAGACAGAAUGAUCAUGUGGAAUAAAAAGCGAACUGCAGAUAUACCUAGUGGAAAUUGCACCAGUUCACAGUUGAAUGUUUAUUAAAAGAUAAUGUACAUACUGCUGAAAGGGUCUGGGGUUUGGUUUGGGGAUUUUUUGGCUUGCUGUUUUGGGUUAUUUUUUCCCUUUUGUGUCAUUUGGCAUGAGAUGCUUAUUUUGGACGAAUGUAUAUAAUGCAUUGUUAUAUUUGAAGCACAAAUGUAAUACAGUUUUAUUGUGUUACCAUUUGUGUUCCCGUUGGCUUAUUUGUAUUGUUGCAUUUAGUACAAUCGGUGUCCAAACUUUAUUGUAUAUUUAUGCUUUCUUGUAUCUACCAGCUAUUUUGGAAAAGCUGUAUCUUUGUAGUAAAAACAAAAAAAAGAACAAAAAGAGAAUUUUAAGAGCCAAUCCCAUGCAUUAUUCUCCAUGCUUCAGAGAUGCUUAUCAACACUUGAACUAUUUAACAGGAAAAAAAUGUGAGGCAAGAUCUAGCCACACUUAAGUACUUAGUUCCAUUGACUUGUAUAGUGUGUGCUUAACUCUCCCAUUGAAAUCAAUGGGAUUUAUGAGCGCUUAAUUUCUGACUGGAUUAUAAUGCUAACAAAAGUGUUAAAGUUGCCACCAUUCAACAAAUCACUACUGCAUUUUUCUUCAUCUUUUUUUUUUUGUAAAGGAAUGAACUUGGGGAUUUUAUUUCAUACAUUUCAUGGGAAAGUAUGUUCUGUUUUGCUACAGAAUUUGGUGUUGUUUUAAUUUUAUUGGCAGGUGUUUUCAACUUUAUGGAGCAGGUGUUUCAUUAUUUUGGGGGCUACUGUGCUCUGUACCCACCUCGAAGGAAGGAAAAGGAAGAUGUUGGAAUGCCUUGUUUCCAACAUAACUGGGAAUGAGGAGCUGAGCCCCAAUGCAACUCAGUGCCUUUGGGUGUCAUAUAAAAUUUUUAUAUGUACAUAUAUAUAUAUUUCUCUGAAAUUAUUUUACUGUAGCAUAGUAAUUUCUGCUCCUGUACAGAAAUGUUAUUUUAACGAAAUGAGUGUUUUUCCUGAACUUUAUCUGGUUUGGGUCCAGCAUACCUAAGAGACUAUCUGGUUUGGGUCCAGCAUACCUCUCCCUAUGGUCAGUUCCAUCCAUAACAUUGACCAGGAGUGCCCUCUUCAGGUUACCUUCUGCGUACCAACUCAAGACAGCUGGGCCUUUCAGCAAGGCAUCUUGGGUGGUUGCAUGGAAACUCCACCCCAGCGGGACUAUCAAAAGCUGCAUAAUCUUUCACAAGUCUUCAGCUUUCUGAUGUGGGACUACCAUUUGGGAGAAUAGAAAUGAAGCACUUCCCAUAAAGUGCUAAGCAUCUGUUAGCAUCUGUUCCUUUGUAGAUGUGAUUGAUCAAAAUUUAACUGGCUAUUGUAUUUUUGUUUUGUUUCUUAAUUUAUUGUUCUCCAUUCCAAAUUGUUGGGGUGGGGCAGUCUACAAAUAAAUAAAAUCUAAGAAUUGGA
Anolis sagrei ordinatus is the source of this 2578-nucleotide messenger RNA. It is a transcript of the gene LMO3, whose product is annotated as LIM domain only 3. Lineage: Eukaryota; Metazoa; Chordata; Lepidosauria; Squamata; Anolidae. Gene Ontology annotation, cellular component: nucleus. Gene Ontology annotation, molecular function: transcription coactivator activity; DNA-binding transcription factor binding. Gene Ontology annotation, biological process: positive regulation of transcription by RNA polymerase II. The record is from RefSeq and is a predicted model, not a curated record.